CUGGCGCCGGCUAGAGUGUCCCUUCAGCCAGUGUUUCUUGGAGCCUGGACUGGAGUCACGUGAUUGCGGUCGGCGGCGAUGUCUCUGCCAUUGCUCUGUGGGGGCAGAGGAGUGCGCGGGGCACUUCCGGGGCAGCCGAGACCCCAUCAGCAUCCCACAGACUACUAUGGAUACCUCAGAGGAGCCUGAGACAGAGACUUCUGCUGUGAACGGUGAGGAAGAGGAGGAAGCAGAGGGGGUGGUACACCCCGUGGCACAUUCUAGCCAGACACCACCACAGUCUAGCCAGCCCCACCAAGUGAGCAUGGAUGAGCCUGAUGAAGGAAAGAGACAGCUACUGGUGUGGUGCUUCCCCAUUCCACACUUGCAGAACAUCUGACCCUGAUGAGGAGGAGAAAGCAGAGGAUUAGGGAAGACAUGUUCAGUGAGAUCCUACAAGCCAGUGCUGUAUCCGACUAUGAACAAAGAGCUUGGAGGGCCAAUAUGAUUGACAGCCUAAAGAAGGAAAGAAAGGACAAGAGAGAGGCCCAGGAACCCCAGCAGGACAAAGAGAGGGAAAUGCACCAGGACAUAAUGAGACUUCUCAGGCAGCAAACCCAAAUGCUGCAGCACAUGGUUGACCUAUAGAUCCAAAAAUGUUAGACGCUCCACCUUUUCAGCCCUUGGAGAACUCCCUGGUUUCUGCUCCCUGCACUUCCCAACAUACCACAUAGCAUCAAGGGGAACAUCCUUAUCCCUAUCAUUCCUCGCCAGGAACAGCAAGGAAAACCACAGCUUCACAGAACCAUGGUUGGUGUAUGUGUAGCCACAACGGACUACACUUGUGCACGGAAGUGGACAGAAAUGUUUGCUGCCUUUCCAAUUAUAAAAUUCCACUCCAUUAAUUUGUUAGAAUUUUGUAUUACAUUGCCUUUGUUUUGGUUUUUUGCAUUGUUUUUCUGCACUGUUUUUCCCACUCAGUAAAGUUCUAUUUUUGGAGAAUAAAAUUCUUUAUUAGUUCACAGUACAUAUUGUAGAAUGCAUAUCAGUACUCAAAGCAAACAGUACUUGUUAAUGUCCAGCAAGCACCACGUAAUUCAUAGCUUCAGGAAAACACCUAGUCAUAUUUAUAGCAGCACCCAAAGCUCCAGCUCCAAAGACUAAUCCUGCACCAAAUGCUACUGUGGCUGACCGCUAAAGUGCUCUUCCAAAGCCUCCCUCAGCUGCAUAGCCCCACAUGGGCUCUUGUAAUGGCCCUUGUGUCUGGCUGCUCCAGCUCCACCCCGGCGGGAGCUUUUCCCCCUUUGCCUCACAAAUAUUAUGCAGAACACAACAGCUAUAACUGUCGGGAUAUUUUUCUCGUUGACAUCCAGCUAGCAAGUAAACAAUUCCAGAGUGUCUUCAGUCUACCAAAAGCACAUUCAGCCACCAUUCUGCACCUGCUGAGCCAGUAGCUGAAUCUCUCCUUGGAGCUGUCAAGGUGACCAGUGCAGGGCUUCAUGAGCCAGGGGAGAAAGGAGUAGGGUGAGUCUCUCAGCAUCACUAUUGGCAUUUUAAUUGCUGAUGGUAAUCUGCCAGUCGGGAAAGAAUGUCCAGGCUUGCAGCUUUCUGAGUAGUCCUGUGAUCUUAAAGAUGCAAGUGUUAUGCACCUUCCCUGAUCCCAGUCCACAUUGUUCUUAGUGAAGUAUACCCAGUGAUCCACCAACACUCGCAUAACCAUAGAAUAGCAGCCCUUUCUAAUGAUGUAUUCUGUGGCAAGGUGGGCAGGUGCCAAAAUACGGCUAUUGCCCCACUGCAGUUCAGGAACCACCAUUGUUGCAAAAAUCCAUCCACUAAGUCCUGCACAUUGCUGAGAGUCCUCCAUAACAGGAAACGAUUAGUGGCCCUAUAUACUUGCAUUAUGGCGGCCCCUCCACUGUGGAAUUUCCAGCUGCAAAAUGAUUUUCCACUGACUGGUAGCAGUCCGGCAUUGCAAACUUCCAGAGACUGAUCUCUACUUGUUUUUCCAUUGUCAAUGCAGUUCUCAUUUUGGUGUCACUGCACUGGAGAGCUGAGGUGAGCAUGGUACACAGAUCCAGGAAUGUGGCCUCCGCAUCCACUUGUCUCAAACCUGUCCAGUCAGUGUUUGUUUCUGGGGCCCAAAAGUAAUGCUCCACCAUCUGCAGCUGCUUUGUGAACACCACCCACAACCUUGAAUUGUUUUUCACUAUGUCCCUUAGCAAGCUGUGCUCGAAGAAAUUGUCAUGUCCCCCAUUCUUGCUGUACUUCUGUGGGUUUCCAAAUAAAAGAGAAUCGAGCAUCCUAUAUUUGCAACAUUCAUGAGAACAGCGCAGAGCUCUGCAGGCUCCAUGCUUCUGAGAGAUGGCGGAUACUGAAAAGUGCUGUACAGAUUUCUGGGAUUUUUUUUUUAAAAAGGCAUGAAAAUUAUGGGAUAUGGAUGGCAUUAGGAAAUUCAGCAAGUUGCAUGCUGGGAACUUGAUCCUUGCAUCCAGAGAUCACUGGGCAAGUCAUUUCUAUCCGCAACAUAUUGUGAAAAUUUCCCAAAAGGCAUUGCACCAGAUGGCAGCAUGUGACACACUGGGAUACCUACCUGCGGUGCACUACACUUUGCAUCGACGCGCUCUUGCUGAGUACCUGCAGUGCCAAUGCAAGCCAUGUGUGUACACGCCCAAGCAAUAUACAAGUUUUGGUGGCUGUCUGCCAACAUAACUUGCAUCGACCAAAGUGUGCAGUGUAGAUGCGGUCUAAGACUUCUUUAAACACUGAAUGCAGUAACCAUCUCUGAGGGGGACUAUCAUGGUGAAGUAUUGUGCAGCAUAUAACUGCAGUAAUGCAGACACAAAGUUAAAUCGGAAGCAGGGAAUAACUUUUCAUAGGUUUCCCAAGGAUAAUAAGAAAAAACAGCAGUGGGCCCAGGCAGUACAUCGGGCUGACCCUGUGAGUGGCAAACUCUGGACACCAUCUGAAUGGGAUAUGAUUUGUUCUCAACAUUUUAAUCCUGGCUGCUUCAAAGAAAUUAAUGGAAAGAAAUUUUUAAAGGAAGGGAGUUGUCCUUCUAUAUUUUCCUUUCCUGACAAUUUUCAGAGAAUAGAUAAUUCUCUACGGAGAUCAGCGAAGAACUCCAAAUGUGCUGGAAUAUUUCGAGAAAAUCCUCCUCUCAAGGCAGAUCCCAGUGAGGUGUAUGUUACACCAGCCACGGUAAAGAAAACAGCGAACAACCCCAAAAGAUUAACUGAAAACUUCAGCUGUGUUCAUGAGGUAGACACCAGUGGGGUGUGUAAUACACAGGACACAGUAAUGACAGACCACCAUUACCAUAUCACAGACAGUCCAAAAACUCUGAAGAGGAAAUUGGAUGAACUUUUAGCAGAGAAUCACAAGCUCAGAAGAAAAUUAAGAAAUGCUUCUGAUCAAGAAGAGAGACUCCAUAAAAAUGUGGAAAUCUUGUUGGACAAGCUGCACUCUAAAGACAUGUUGUCAAGGGAAAUAUUGUGAUUGCUAGAUCUGUGCAAAGGGCAUGGGCUGAAUGACAGGUCUUCUGUCCCACUGCACUCAGCUGUUGGAUAAGAAAUGUUCACUAAUGUUUAUUGCUAUACAUGUCAUUUUUGAACAUAUUUAUUAAAUAAAAAGAUGUAAACAUUACUGAAGUUUUCAUAUAAAAGCUAGAAACUUCAAAGUUAAGAUUGGCACUUGUGUUGUUCAGGGAGUGAAUGUCAGCCUUUUCCUUUAAUUCCCUGUCUCUUCUUCAUUUGUCCCACAUGGUUAUUUUU
Messenger RNA from Chrysemys picta bellii (western painted turtle), 3749 nucleotides. The record is from RefSeq and is a predicted model, not a curated record. NCBI's taxonomy places the organism in Eukaryota, Metazoa, Chordata, Testudines, Emydidae.